Molecule: messenger RNA, 1038 nt
Organism: Fusarium sp. VM40
Lineage: Eukaryota; Fungi; Ascomycota; Sordariomycetes; Hypocreales; Nectriaceae
Source: the annotation of a GenBank genome assembly
AUGGAGAACGACGAUGCCAACUCUGAGGCAAACCUAGUCCCCAGUGGUUUUGGGUUGACUCCCGCACCCAACAUUGAGCCAGAGUCCAGCCUAGACUGGCCUGAUUUUGAGCACCCGGAGCUUGCAACUGUUGGCGAGACAGUUCUGUCAGGCCAACUCCGAUUUGUUGCCCGACAAAACCAAGCGGUUCUGAACAUGGUCCAAAAUCUUUACACUGUAAUCUCCAAGUCCCAGAGCCGACGAAGCAGCAUGUCUUCCACUGCAGCCAGCGACAAGACUGGUGACGAGCCUAUUGACCUCACUGUAGCCGGUGGUGAUGGACAACAAGUAAUUGAAGCCUUCAAUGCUUUGAUAUCCGAUGCCUUUCGUGCCGUUCUAUCUCGAUUCCAUGCCGAUUUUGUCGAGAUCAACAGCAAGAAGUUAUACGUCACUCGUACAUUGACAUCCGGCAAGGAUGCCCAAGCAUACCUGAACUAUGUUAUUCAAAUCAUUGAAGACAAGCAAGCUGAUCCUGCUGGGCAGGAAGAUAUGGAUCUUGUUGAACAGCAGGAUCAGAUUCUUUCGAAUCUAAAAGCGUUGACCCCUGAUCUCGUUACGGAUCUCUACAUUUAUUUCAACAAAGCCAAGAAGGAGACCGAACACCCGAAAACUAGUAAGAAAGGCAAGACAAAGGGAAAAUCGAAGGGGAAGGGGAAACAGGUUGAAGCACCUCCUGUGUCUGGUGAUGAGGAUUACGCCCACAGUAAUGACGGUGAUGAGAAUCACCACCACAACAACGAGGGUGAGGCUAGCAGUGGACGGUCCAAGUCCAAGUCUACCAGUGGUUUAACGACCUCCCGCCAGGCUUCAAACACUAGCCAAGGCAGUGACAACCGUCGCACAACUCGUCUUACCUCCCGUCAGAUCUCUGGAAGCAGUGCGAUUACCGCCGAGGCGUCUCAGCACUCACAGGCAUCCGCAACCACCACUGAGCGCCGCCGCUCCAAGCAGAGAACCCGAUUUAUUAUCUCAGAUGACGAGGAUGAUGAUGAAAACUAA